GAGUGAAAACUGAAUUCAGAGUUGUCAGGCUGGAAAAGAUGUGAGACUCCAUCUUGCCAGUCCCCGGUUUUUUGACACAGGCAGAUGUAAAGCCUGAAAGAGUAGGUGGAGCCACUCUUCCUCAUUAGAGUAAACAGAUUCAACUCAAUUAUAAAUAGAAAAAAAUAUGUGCCCUCCGCCAUUGAGAGUUGCAGAGACUGACGACUACCUGGAGACCUCGGGUGCGGCGGUGAGCAGUGUUGCAGCAUGAGUUCCAAGCCACAGUCCAUAGGGGUCAUUGGAGCUCCUUUCUCAAAGGGCCAGCCACGAGGAGGGGUGGAAGAAGGCCCUACAGUACUGAGAAAGGCUGGUCUGCUUGAGAAACUUAAAGAACUAGAGUGUGAUGUGAAAGAUUACGGGGACCUGUCCUUUGCCGAUAACCUUGAUGACAGUCCCUUUCAAAUGGUGAAGAAUCCAAGGUGUGUGGGAAAAGCAAAUGAAAAGCUGGCUGAUGUGGUGGCGGAAGUCAAGAAGACUGGAAGGAUCAGCCUUGUCCUGGGCGGAGACCACAGUAUGGCGAUUGGUAGCAUCUCUGGCCAUGCCAGGGUCCACCCAGAUCUCUGUGUCAUUUGGGUGGAUGCUCACACUGACAUCAAUACUCCACUGACAACCGCAAGUGGGAACUUGCAUGGACAACCUGUGUCUUUCCUUCUGAAGGAACUAAAGGAAAAGAUGCCCGAGGUCCCAGGAUUCCACUGGUUGGCUCCCUGCAUAUCUGCCAAAGACAUUGUGUAUAUUGGUCUGAGAGAUGUGGACCCUGGGGAACACUAUAUUUUGAAAACUCUGGGAAUUAAAUACUUUUCAAUGACUGAAGUGGAUAAACUGGGAAUUGGCAAGGUGAUGGAAGAAACAUUCAGCUAUCUACUAGGAAGAAAGAAAAGGCCAAUUCAUUUGAGCUUUGAUGUUGAUGGACUGGACCCGUCUUUCACGCCAGCUACUGGCACACCAGUCCAGGGAGGUCUGACUUACAGAGAAGGUCUCUACAUCACAGAAGAAAUUUACAAAACAGGUUUACUCUCAGGAUUAGAUAUAAUGGAAGUGAAUCCAUCUCUGGGGAAGACACCAGAAGAAGUGACUCGAACAGUGAACACAACAGUAGCAAUAACCAUGGCUUGCUUUGGGGUUGCUCGAGAGGGUAACCACAAACCUAUUGAUUACCUUAGACCACCAAAGUAAACACGGAAUCAUCAUAUAAAAAAACUCACAGCUAAAUGACAUAAUUAGCAAAUCUAAUAGUUUAAAGUUAGUUAUCGUCCCAAAGAUUUGGUCUUUCAGGAAAAUCUUUUGCCUUGGUAAAUAUUAGUACAAUUAGUAUAAACUGUAUCUAUUCCCUCUUGGUGUGAAAUUCAAGAUAUGGAAAUGUUAACUUUUGUGAAAUUAAAAAGUUUAUAUUCCCAUUUUGGCAGAAGACUUAUCCUUAAAGAAACAUACAUUCAUAUCGAAAUAAAAAUUUGCUGGCAUUAAAAAUAAACUUUUAUCAGCCCCCACAUGUAUAGUGGGACUCCUGAUAAUCAGGAGAUAAAGCUACCCAACCUGAAAAGGGACCAUAUUUCCAUGUUGUUCAAAGCUGUAAUGCCUAGAAACUGCUCUCCUCUAUCUCUUUGUAAGAUUCUGUCAUCCCUAUACAAGUUUCUAAAUACAGGCAACACACAGAUACUGACACACACACACCCUGCUUAAGACUACCAUAAAUACUUCAAAAACCACUGUGAAAUUAUUAUCUCCAAAACACUGUAAGACCUUGGUUAAGUUAUUUAAACUCUUUUGCUCUGGUUCCCUCAUCUGUAAAAUGGAUUAUUAUAGGGUUUGGGCAAUCUCUAAGUUCACUGAUGUUAGAUGACCAUGUUUCACUUUUUUUAAACCUCAAGCAUGAUAUUGGUUAAUAUCAUGUUAAGCAUGGCUGCUAUUCAGAUAGUCUUUUGGGAAACAGAGGAAAGAAAUAAAUAUUUUUGUUUCUAAGAUAUGCUAAUUUAGGUUGCGAUUUCACUGAAAAUUACCUGUGGCUUCCAAAUGCUCCACCUUUCACUUAUUUCAGUUGGUAAAGAAUCUGCCUGCAAUACAGGAGACCUGGCUUUGAUCCCUGGGUCAGGAAGAGCCCCUGGAGAAGAGAAUGACAACCCACUCCAGUAUUCUUGCCUGGAGAAUUCCAUGGAUAGAGAAGCCUGGCAGGCUACAGUCCAAGGGGUUCCAAAGAGUCAGACACAACUGAGCAACUAACACUUUCCCAAGUUUCCAAAUGCCCCACCUUUCACUCAUUGCAGUUAAGAGUGUACUCACUGGCUGAACUCCUGAACAUCCUAAAAACUCAUCUCAGCUCUAUUAUAUAGUGAAGGAAGUGGAAAAGUAAGUGAAAAUAAACUAGAAUCAAAAUAAGGGAAGUGAACUCUUUCCCUUUCCUCCAACUUACAUGGAACUCAAAGUGGAGUCUGUAAUGAAGCAGGCUCCAUGAAAGAAUUUUUACUGUUUUUCUUUCUAAAAAAAAAUUAUUUUUUUUAAUUGAAAGAUAAUUGCUUUACAGAAUUUUGCUGUUUCCUGUCAAACCUCAACAUGAAUCAGCCAUAGGUAUAUAUAUAAUAUAUAUAUAUAUCCCCUCCCUUUUGUUAUUCUUGUUAUAACAGCUUUAUAUGUUAAAGAGCCUCUACCAUCUGAUUGUUUACCUGCAAUACAGAAUUUUAAACCUGU
This is a messenger RNA of Capra hircus (goat), 2721 nucleotides long. It is a transcript of the gene ARG1, whose product is annotated as arginase 1. The transcript is spliced from 9 exons. The coding region runs from base 247 to 1215 and encodes 322 amino acids. The record is from RefSeq and is a predicted model, not a curated record. Gene Ontology annotation, molecular function: manganese ion binding; arginase activity. NCBI's taxonomy places the organism in Eukaryota, Metazoa, Chordata, Mammalia, Artiodactyla, Bovidae. Gene Ontology annotation, cellular component: cytosol; cytoplasm; nucleus.